Onychostoma macrolepis is the source of this 642-nucleotide messenger RNA. RefSeq lists its product as uncharacterized. The record is from RefSeq and is a predicted model, not a curated record. Bases 28 to 642 code for a protein of 204 amino acids. Lineage: Eukaryota; Metazoa; Chordata; Actinopteri; Cypriniformes; Cyprinidae. The transcript is spliced from 6 exons.
UUCUCCCUAUAUCUUAGCUCCUGGGUGAUGAAGGGCACAAGCAGCACCUAUACACUAACGGCUCUUUUAAGAGCCACAUCUUCUUUGUCUUUGGCUUUCAGCUACAUACACCCCAAAGGCUCUUUUAAGAGCCACAACACAGAGCGUCUUUGGCUUUCAGCUACUAACCCCAACACAGAGCGUCUUUGGCUUUACCAUCUAGCAGUUAUGUCCUCCAAAAAGAGACACCAGUACAGUAGCUGGAUGACAUCCAAAGACCGUAAAAGGCAAUAUGACAAAGUCUGGGCAAAAGUGUCUAGGGCACGAAAGAUUGCAGCCACCAGAGAAAGCAACACCUUGUUUGAGGUGGGCAGUACUGCUGGAAGUGAGGGCUUUAGCCUCAACCAGCCCAUUGAGGAGGAGGACAUCAACAUGGUGUCUGACACAGCCCUGACAAGUUCUGAAAGCGAAGAAGAUAUGACACCCAUGCUUAAGGAAGAACUUUCAGAAUGGGCCAGCAUGUUUCAUGUAAAACACAAUGCCAUUGAUGCUCUCCUAACCAUCCUCAAAAGACAUGGACAUGCAGACCUCCCACAAACUGCAAGAACUCUCUUUGACAGGUCAAUAAAUAUGAAGUUAACACCAGAGAUGGUGUUGACAUAA